AAAAAGCCUAAAAAGCGGGAUAACUUAUAAAUGAUGAGCUGUGCUGCGGUGCCUCUAGCGGUUACGUUCCCGCUUAUGUCGCUGCGAAUAUGAUCUUCGCCAGAAAAAAAUCCCACACCGUUAUUUUCUGCUCUGCUCAUUGGUUUCUUGCUCGGAAAGAACCCUAGCUUUCGCCACUGUACGCACGUACUCUUCGCCAUGGUCCAGCUUGCUUCGACCGCCUCGAAUUACAUUCGGUAUUUGCUUCAGAGCUUAAACAAUUCCAACUCCGACUCUGUAUUCCAAGAGCUCCUCCAGUGUGCUGCAUAUGGAACUGAGGGGAGCAUAUUGGUGCUUGGAAUCUGCUUUGAUCACCUGAAUAUCUAUGGGAAAGACUUGAAGAAUUUACAGUUGGAACCAGUUUUUGCUUCAAUUUUUAAAUACUUGUUGGAUAAACCUAAUUUUAGCACAGUUUUCUUCAAGUCAGUAAGAGAUGCUGCUAUUUGUGAGGAGUUUCUGGAGAACCUGUGUACUGCAUUACAGUUGACAGUAUAUGAGAAAAUUGGAGUUGGUAUUGCUUUGUCAUAUGUAGAAGACGUUGAUAUCGAAAUGUGUGGGAAAAAAUUCUUCAUGAUUCAGCUUGGGGAAUUAUUGUCAACUCGGAUGUCUGUGGACUCUGUGAAGAUUGUUCAGAACAUGGUUUUGAAGCAUGUGGAUUUGUUUAGGAACAUGCUCUCUCUUGUUCUAUCAAAAGAUGGAGUCCCUUUUCUUUCAGAUAAAAUUCAUGAAGCUGACUUUUCAUGCAUGAAUUUUGAUCUUUUAAAUGAAGGCGGUGAAGAUGAUUUUGAUGCUCUUCUAGCAGAGAUGGAGAUGGAGAAGGAGAUGAGCAUGGCUGAUAUAAUGAAGGAAUUGGGUUAUGGAUCCACUGCGAGUGUCUUGCAAUGCAAGGAAAUUUUAUCUCUUUUCUUGCCACUGACGGAAAUUACCAUUGCAAGGAUACUUGGAAUGACUGUUUAUACAUACUCAGGCGUCGAGGACAAUCACAAUAUAUUCUUGUCAUUUCAAACUGCUCUUGGAAGUAGCAGUCUAUCUAAUCUACCACCACUAAGUUCUUGGAAUACUGAUGCCCUAAUUGAUGCUAUUAACCAGCUAGCUCCUGGACUAAAUUGGGGAAUCAUCAUAGAAAAUCUAGAUCAUGAGGGCUUUUAUGUUCCUAAUGAAUCUUCUUUCUCCUUUCUCAUGUCUAUGUAUAGACGUGCUUGUCAGGAUCCUUUCCCUCUACACGCCAUUUGUGGCUCUGUCUGGAAAAAUGCUGAUGGCCAGCUUUCAUUUCUUAGAUAUGCUGUUUUGGCGCCACCAGAAUUGUUUACUUUUGCUCAUUCUGGGAGGCAACUGGCAUAUGUUGAUGCUGUGAAAGAGCAUAAGCUUCAACCUGGACAUGCAAAUCAUGCUUGGUUGUGUCUUGAUCUUUUGGAAGUGUUCUGCCAAUUGGCUGAGAGGGGUCAUGCAAGUCUUAUUCGAUGUAUUCUUGAGUACCCCCUUAAACACUGCCCUGAAGUCCUGCUUCUUGGCUUGGCCCACAUCAAUACGGCAUAUAAUCUCCUUCAGCAUGAAAUCUCUUCUAUUGCUUUCCCUACAAUGCUAAAAAGUACACUAGGGACACGCAUGAUUCUUUAUUUGUGGAAUGUUAAUCCAAGCAUUUUGUUGAGGGGGGUUAUGGAUGCCAUGAAGGAUGAUCCUGACAACAUUAAUAAAGUUUUAGAUGCCUGCCAAGAACUGAAGAUUCUUUCACCAGUGCUGGAUAUGAUUCCUUAUUCUUUUGGUAUUAGACUUGCUGCCCUUGCUUCUCACAAAGAAUUCAUUGAUCUUGGGAAAUGGUUGAGUACCAACUUAAGAGCAUAUAAAGAUAAUUUCUGUGAGGAAUGCCUUAAGUUCAUAAAGGAGGUGCUUUUUAGUGUUCAAGAUGAUUCUACUAACCACUUUCACCCACCUAAUGCUCUUUUGAAUAGUUAUUUGGAAACUGUUUCAAUGUUUGUUAAGGUCCUUCAAUCAUGUACAGGGUCAGUUUCGUCCUUUCACUUGUCUGAGGAAUUGGAGAAGCUGAACCUGACUUGCAUGAAUUCUAACUCAAGCCUUGAGAAUAUUGCUGCUGAUUCCAAUGAUAUUGAAGCAUCAGCAAAUUCUUAUUUCAAGCUACUGUUUACUGAACAGCUAACAAUUGAGUCAAUGAUUCAAAUUCUUGGGCGUUUCAAAGAAUCUUCUGAAAAAAGGGAAAAGUUAUUAUUUGGGGUUAUGAUUGCAAAUCUUUUUGAGGAAUAUAAAUUCUUUCCCAAGUAUCCAGAGAAUCACCUGAAAACUGCUGCAAUUAUCUUUGGAUCCCUUAUCAAGCAUCAUCUUGUGACUCAUAUUGAUCUUAAAAUUACUCUGAAAGCUGUCUUGGAUGCUUUACAAGAACCUGCAGAUACAAUUAUGUUUGGGUUUGGAACUCUUGCUCUGGAACAGUUUGAGGACUGUUUGAUCGAGUUGCCAGAAUUCUGCCAUCAGAUAUCACAGAUAUCUCAUCUCCGUGCAGCUAAGCCAGAGCUUAUUCAAUUCAUUGAACAUGAACUUGCAAGUGUUUCCAUGGUGAAUUCUGAAUUGGAUGAAGGCAAGAAUUAUAUUACUACUCAAUUUCCCGGGUCCAUCCCGUCUUCACAAUCAAGCAUUGAGCUACUCGGUUCUUCAGCAGCAAAAACUUCCUACCUUGGCACUGGUCAUCCUGCUCGGGCAAACUCAACAAGAGGGUUUGGUGCUGCUUUAAAUAUUGAAACACUAGUUGCUGCUGCAGAGAGAAGACAAACACCUAUAGAGGCUCCAGCAUCAGAGGUCCAGGAUAAAAUAUCAUUUAUCAUGAAUAACCUAUCAGAUGCAAAUAUUGUUGUUAAAGCAAAAGAGAUUGUGGAACUUUUAAAAGAGGAGCACUACCCCUGGUUUGCUCAGUAUAUUGUGAUGAAAAGAGCAAGCAUUGAACCAAAUUAUCAUGCAUUAUACGUGAAGCUCCUAGAUAUAGUAAAUUUGAAGGCAUUAUUCAAGGAGGUUGUCCGAGCAACCUAUGAAAAUUGCAAGGUUCUGUUACAAUCAGGUCUUAUAAAGUCAAGUUCAGAAGAGCGUUCAUUGCUGAAAAAUUUGGGAAGCUGGCUAGGAAAGAUUACCAUUGGCAGGGAUCAUGUUUUACUGGCUCGUGAGAUUGAUCCUAAGUCUUUGAUUAUAGAGGCUUAUGAAAAAGGGUUGAUGAUUGCAGUUAUUCCCUUCACCUCGAAGAUAUUGGAAUCAUGUCAAAACAGUCUAGCAUACCAACCUCCUAAUGCAUGGACCAUGGCCAUUCUUGGACUACUUGUUGAGAUUCAUGCAUUGCCAAAUUUAAAAAUGAACCUCAGAUUUGAUAUUGAGGUGCUGUUCAAGAACCUUGGUGUGGAUUUGAAGGACAUAAAUCCAACUUCUCUUUUGAAAGAACGUGUUAGGGAAUUUGAAGGAAAUCCAGAUUUCUCAAACAAGGAUGCUGGAUCUUCUCAACCACAGUUUAUUGGUGAUAUCAAAUUCGGAAUUGUGUCCAAUCUGAAUCAGGGUGAACUAUCAGUUGAUGUUGCAAGUACAUCACAUCCUGGUCAUCAUUCACAGAUAGUACCUCAGUAUGCUGCUUCUCUCCAUCUUCCAUCUAGGACAUUGACAGCUGAAGGGAAGUUAACAGCUCUAGUAUCUGAUCAGCAUAUACUACCUUCUGCUCAAGGUCUUCUACAAGUGGAAACACCAUUUUCUGUUGUUAGCCAGCUUCCAACAGCUGCAUGUAAUAUUGAGGAGCAAGUUAUUAUCAAUCCAAAACUCCAUGAUUUUGGCCUGCACUCACAUUUUCAAAGUGUACUUCCCAUUGCAAUGGAAAAAGCAAUCAAGGACAUAGUCAUGAGCAUUAUGCCCCGCAGUGUUUCUAUUGCCACUCAAACAACAAAGGAACUUGUGUUGAAGGACUAUUCCAUGGAAUCUGAUGAGACCCAGAUACGUAACGCAUCACAUUUUAUGGUUGCCGGUUUAGCCGGAAGUCUAGUUCAUGUGUCUUGCAAGGAAGCUUUAUGUGUUUACAUAUCAAGUCAACUUAGAAAUACACUUGAGGGAACAGACAUUGCAAAUGAGUUCCUUGAACAUGCUGUACAACUCGUGACUAAUGACAACCUUGAGCUUGGCUGUGCAUUGAUUGAACAAACUGUGAUAAAGAAGGCUAUACAAACUAUUGAUGAAACCAUUGCUAUUGAGCUUGCCAGUAUGACACAUAAGGAGGGGCACACACACAUUGAUUCAUACAUCUAUACAGAACAAUGCAAGGGAGUUUUACCUGAAGCCCUUCGCAUAAAAUCUGGUCACUUAUCCUACUCUCAACAGCGAGUUUAUGAGGAUUUUGUUCGCUUACCUUGGAAAAAUCAAUCAAUCCAGAGCUCAAAUGCUUUGUCCCUAGGUCCUGCCUCAUCAAAUAACAGUAUUCUGUCGCAGGCUUAUGUAGCAGGAUCUGCGCAAAUGAGUACUGCUGCUAUUUACUCUUCUGACCUUUUUAAGGCAGGAGUUGCUGCUGUUCCAAAUUACUUGGAUAUUGCAUCAGAAGAGAUAGAUACUAGUUCGUCUCAGCUUCAUAGUGCCUCUUUACCUCCAAUUGGGAUGGGUGACGGUGCUAGUUCUUACAAUUUUGAAAAUGACAGUAUAGUGACUCCGUUUUCUUCAGUCUUAUUGCGCCCAAUCAAGCCAUGUAAUGUUGUAAAGGGGACAGGGUGUUCCAUACAGCCACGAAACCCUACACUCUCCUCUGAGGAUCUUGGAAGUAGUGUUUCAGAGCUCUCCUCUGAGGAUCUUGGAAGUAGUGUUUCAGAGCCAUCAUUGACCACAGGCGAUGCACUGGACAAGUACCGGAUUAUUUUGGAGAAGCUUGAAAAUCUGGUGACUCGUGGAGCUAAGGAAACAGAAGUUCAGGGCGCUAUUGCUGAAGUUCCAGCAAUAAUCCUCAGAUGUAAAAGUCAAGAUGAGGCAGCCUUGGCUGUGGCUCAAAAGGUUUUCAAAGGAUUAUAUGAAAAUGCAUCAAACUUUGAACAUGUUACUGUUCAUCUUGCUAUGCUGUGUUCUAUCUGCGACAUCAGCAAGGUUGUUGUUAAGGAGCUGACUAGUUGGGUGAUUUACUCUGAUGAGGAGCAGAAGUUCAACAAAGACAUAACUGUUCGUCUUAUACAGAGUGAUCUACUGAGCCUUGCAGAGUAUAAUAUUCAUAUGGCGAAACUUAUUGAGGCUGAAAGAAAUAAGUCUGCAACUGAGUUUUCAAUUUCUCUUAUACAAACAUUGCUGAAGAUUGAUUCAAAAGCUGUAUUGGAGCUGCAAGAUCUUGUGGAUGCAUUGGGAAAGCUUGCUGCAAGACCUGGUUCUCUUGAGUCAUUGAAACAGCUGGUUGAGAUAGCCAAGAAUCCUUCUGCUAAUGUUGUGGCUUCGUUUGGUGCUUCUGGCUGGAAGGCGGAUAAUUUCAAACAAUCUAAGGGAAAAAAGGCAGCUAUGCUCCCUCCAAGCGGUGGAGAUAAGAGCUCUUUUGAAUGUGUUGAGCCAGGCCCUGCUGGAUUCCAUGAACAGGUCUCCAUGCUGUUUGUUGAAUGGUACCGGAUAUGUGGAAGUCCUGGAGCAAAAGAUGCUGCUUCUGCGGCUCUCUAUGUUUCACGACUACACCGUAGUGGCCUAUUAAAAGGGGAUGAUGUCUCAGAUUGCUUUUUCCAGAAGCUCAUGGAAAUUUCCGUGUUACACUGCUUAUCAUCUGAGGUGAUUAGUUUGAGUCUUUCCCAGGCAUCUGAACCAAAACUUCUGUCAUUCCGUGCUAUUGAUCUCUAUGCCAACUUGGUGUACUCAGUUGUGAAGUUUUAUCCAGUUGAUCAGGGAACAAGCAAAAUUUCCCUAUUGUCUAGGGUCCUUGCCGUAACUGUGAAAUUCAUUCAGAGAGAUUCAGAUGAGAAGGCGGAUUCCUUUGAUCCAAGACCCUACUUUAGGCUUUUUAUAAAUUGGAUAAUUGAUUUGUGUUCAUCAGAUUCCAUAUUUGAUGGUGCAAACUUUCAGAUCUUGACUUUGUUUGCAAGUGCCUUCCAUGCUCUUCAACCACUUCAAGUGCCAGGGUUCAGCUUUGUGUGGCUCGAGCUUGUUACUCAUAGAUGUUUCAUGCCAAAAUUACUCGCCGGAAAUGCUCAGAACGGGUGGCCUUAUUUCCAUCGAUUGUUGGUUGACUUGCUCCAGUUUAUGGAGCCAUUCCUUAGAAAUGCUGAACUAGGAGAAGCACCGGUCUGUCUUCUAUAUGAAGAGACACUCAGGGUGCUGUUAAUUGUUCUUAACGACUUCCCAGAGUUCCUCUGUGACUAUCACUUCAGCUUCUGUGACGUGAUACCUUCGACCUGUAUACAGAUGAGAAACAUGGUUCUUAGUGCAUGUCCUCGCAAUAUGAAUCUGCCUAAUCCUUCAGCUCCUGGCGUAAAGAUUGAUCUACUACCUGAGAUCAAACUAUCCCCACGCAUUCUGUCUGAGGUUGAUGCUGCUCUUAAAACAAGACAACUUAAGCAUGAUGUGGAUGAAUACCUUAAGACAAGGCAACAGGGGUCUCUGUUUCUUAGGGAGUUGAAGCAAACACUGUUACUGUCUCCUAGUGAAGCUGCCCGGGCUGGGACUCAUUAUAAUGUGCCUCUUAUCAACUCUCUUGUGCUCUAUGUUGGGAUCUUGGCUGUACAACAGCUGCAGAUGACAACAAGAACAGCAACAUCUAAUAAUAAUAGUAAUUCACAAGUGCUGCUGCUGGCAAAUAGUGCUCCGAAUCCUUCAACAGUACUCGAUGCUGCUUUUGAUAUCUUCAAGACUUUAUGCAUGGAGUUGGACAAGGAGGGGCGUUACGUGUUGUUGAAUGCAAUUGCAAAUCAAUUGCGCUAUCCAAACAACCACACGCAUUACUUCUCCUUAACCAUCCUCUAUCUUUUUGCUAACUCAAACCAGGAAAUGAUACAAGAACAGAUAAUAAGAGUGAUAUUGGAACGCCUUGUUGCCAAACCACCUCAUCCAUGGGGACUCGUGGUCACUUUCAUUGAGCUCACAAGGAAUAAGAAUUACAACUUCUGGGAAAGGUCGUUCACCAGGUGUUCACCUGACGUUGAGAACCUCCUGAAAUCAGCAUUCUGCAAAUAUAAUAUCAUCCGUGCUAAGAAUUAGUGCUGCACUUGGCUCAUAAUAUCAUCCCUCACAUCUCCAUUUUAUCAUCUUCCAUCAUACUUUCACUUCAUUGCUGGACCUUCACAAUGACGGACUCCAACUCCUUUUCAAUGUGGAUUUUGUUACUCAAAUUACAAUACACACUUACCUCAAUAUCAAUUGCUCUCCCAUUUUAUACUAGACUAGAAACUAAUUAAUUCUUUCUUUCUUUGCUAUAAAUAAUUUUUUAAAUAUUAUAUAGAGAAUGACAUUUUUAAUUCCUCAA
Molecule: messenger RNA, 7480 nt
Organism: Ipomoea triloba (trilobed morning glory)
Lineage: Eukaryota; Viridiplantae; Streptophyta; Magnoliopsida; Solanales; Convolvulaceae
Product: CCR4-NOT transcription complex subunit 1-like
Exons: 50
Coding region: 199-7215 (2338 amino acids)
Biological process (GO): nuclear-transcribed mRNA catabolic process, deadenylation-dependent decay
Cellular component (GO): P-body; CCR4-NOT core complex
Molecular function (GO): molecular adaptor activity
Source: RefSeq, a predicted model, not a curated record